AUGGCGCAUAGGUUGCUCAGAGACCACGAAGCCGACGGUUGGGAGCGUUCCGAUUUCCCCAUCAUCUGCGAAUCCUGCCUCGGUGACAGCCCCUAUGUUCGAAUGACAAGAGCAGAGUAUGACAAGGAGUGCAAGAUUUGUACUCGGCCAUUCACUGUGUUUAGAUGGAGACCUGGUAGAGAUGCUAGAUAUAAGAAAACUGAGAUAUGUCAGACAUGUAGUAAGUUGAAAAAUGUCUGUCAAGUGUGCCUUCUUGAUCUUGAAUAUGGACUACCUGUUCAAGUUCGAGACACGGCUCUCAGUAUUGAUUCCAAUGACUCUAUUCCAAAGAGUGACGUUAAUAGGGAGUAUUUUGCUGAAGAGCAUGACCGUAGGGCUAGAGCUGGUAUAGAUUAUGAAUCCUCCUAUGGUAAAGCACGCCCUAAUGAUACUAUCCUGAAGCUUCAAAGAACAACACCAUAUUACAAAAGAAACCGGGCGCAUGUUUGCAGUUUCUACAUAAGGGGUGAAUGUACCAGAGGAGCUGAGUGCCCUUAUAGACAUGAGAUGCCAGAAACUGGGGAAUUGUCUCAACAAAAUAUUAAAGAUCGUUAUUAUGGGGUGAAUGAUCCAGUGGCCUUGAAGCUACUUGGCAAGGCAGGGGAGAUGGCCACCCUGGAGGCUCCUGAGGAUGAGAGCAUUAAAACUCUCUAUGUUGGUGGACUUGAUGCUAGGGUCACUGAGCAGGAUUUGCGGGAUCACUUCUAUGCCCAUGGGGAAAUUGAAUCCGUAAAAAUGGUUCUCCAACGGGCUUGUGCUUUUGUAACAUAUACUACCCGAGAAGGUGCAGAAAAGGCAGCAGAAGAACUCUCCAACAAACUGGUUAUUAAAGGCUUAAGGCUAAAGCUGAUGUGGGGCAGGCCUCAGACCUCAAAACCCGAGUUAGAUGGCUCUGAUCAAGCAAGGCAGCAGGCAUCUGUGGCUCAUAGUGGAUUGCUGCCUCGAGCAGUUAUAUCACAGCAGCAGAACCUGGACCAAACACAAGGAACACUAUUCUAUAACAAUCCACCACCUCUGCAGCAGGAAAGAAGCUACUACCCAUCAAUGGAUCCUCAAAGAAUGGGUGCUCUUAUUUCAUCUCAAGAUGGUCCUCCUGGUGGACCUUCUGGGUCAGGGGAGAACAAGUCCAGUUUGGAGAAGCAGCACUAUGCCCAUCCAAUGAUGCCUCCUCCACCUGGCCAAUAUCAUCAUCAGUAUUAUCCUCCAUAUGGUUAUAUGCCGCCAGUUCCCCCUUAUCAACAGUUCCCACCUCCAUACAAUACUGCUGUGGCUCCAUCCCAGCCAGCCGCUACAAAUUAUCCUUAUCAGCAUUCUACGCAGCCAGGGACUUCGCAAACAGGGUCUGGACAGGCUGCACAUGCCCCAGCUGAAACUGGAACAUCAACAUCUGGGUCACAGCAUCAAUAA
Messenger RNA from Sphenostylis stenocarpa, 1446 nucleotides. NCBI's taxonomy places the organism in Eukaryota, Viridiplantae, Streptophyta, Magnoliopsida, Fabales, Fabaceae. The record is from the annotation of a GenBank genome assembly.